AUGGCAUUGAACUUCUUGGCCCGACCCUUCAAGUUGAGAUGGACACCAGAAGAUACAAACGACGCAGGCUGGAAGAAUAGCUGUCACUCCUCAACGGACGACCCGUCAUUAUGGAUAGAGGAAGUCGGGCCUAUGUUAAUGGGCAUGCUGGUUAUGGCUGGCUACUCUUGCUACUCGGCGUCGGUUCACACGAAAUUCUUUCACGAGUCAGUGGCACGAUCUUUGGGUCCUCAUCCCAGAGGGCGUGGGCCCCUUGGCGACUGGGAGAGCUUCAUGACGGAUGACCAUACGCCGGUCGAGCUAAGCUGGUGUUGGUCCACAUUGCCAGCAAACCCUACGGUCCGGUACUCGGUUGAACCAAUUGGCUUAUUUGCUGGACAGGAAGACGAUCCCAUCAACGCUGCUGCCAGUCUGCGCCUACUUGGAGAUACUCUCCCCUUAGCCUCGAACUUGCAUCUAUACCUGCAUCACCAUUUCGAAAACUUGCUUUUGUGGAGAGACGGGCCAGUUAAAAGUAAUAACCAGGACUCGUUUCCGCCCCAAUCACAAAGCUUCAUGGCCUUCGACUUGCUGGAAACAUCAAUUGUUGUCAAGCAAUACUACUUGCCCGGAUGGAGAGCACUGUCAGAAGGUAAAACGAAUCUUGCUAUUAUCAAAUGUGCAGUGCAAAAGCUUCCUGCACCUGUUAACGCUUUGAUGGACUCCAUGGAUAUGUUCAACGAGUUUUUCGGCUCAUUUCGAGAGUGUUCACAACCAGUCGUCGAAAUCGUAGCCAUCGAUUGCGUCGAUCCGUCCCAGUCUCGUUUGAAAAUUUAUGUUCGAUCACAUCGCACCACUCUGAAGAGUGUAGUUGAUAUGUUAAGUCUAGGUGGGAGAGCCCCCAAAACCCAGGACGAGGAAGACUCUUUACGGGAGCUUUGGUGCUCGGUGUUUGGUUUGAAUCCUGAUGAGCAUCACGAACACCAGCCCCUCAGUAAAAGGGAGCAUCGUACAGGCGGCAUUCUUUAUUACUUCAAGUUUAAACGGGGUACAAAAGCUCCCAAGUCGAAGGUAUAUCUGCCCGUUCGACAUUACGCGCAAAGCGAUGAGCAGAUUUCUCGAGGACUUUCCGACUAUCUCGCCCGUCGUAGCAAGACGCUGGCCACAGGAUCUUAUUAUGACGGAGUCAAAAGAUUAUGCACGCACCGGGACCUGACCGAAGGUUUAGGAUUCCACACCUAUAUAAGCUGGGCUUCUGAUAAGGACCAAUGGAACGUGACUGCUUACUUCAAUCCAGAGAUUUACCAUCAAUCUCGGUUCGAGAGUCUCCCAAUUGACUAA
This is a messenger RNA of Penicillium expansum, 1320 nucleotides long. RefSeq lists its product as uncharacterized. The transcript has 4 exons. Gene Ontology annotation, biological process: alkaloid metabolic process. The record is from RefSeq and is a predicted model, not a curated record. Lineage: Eukaryota; Fungi; Ascomycota; Eurotiomycetes; Eurotiales; Aspergillaceae. Bases 1 to 1320 code for a protein of 439 amino acids. Gene Ontology annotation, molecular function: transferase activity, transferring alkyl or aryl (other than methyl) groups.